Messenger RNA from Arabidopsis thaliana (thale cress), 318 nucleotides. RefSeq lists its product as uncharacterized. The transcript has a single exon. The coding region runs from base 1 to 318 and encodes 105 amino acids. NCBI's taxonomy places the organism in Eukaryota, Viridiplantae, Streptophyta, Magnoliopsida, Brassicales, Brassicaceae. The record is from RefSeq and is marked reviewed.
AUGGUUUUACUAACUCCAAAUUGCAGUGAUGAUGAGAUUGACGGGAUAUGCUGUGAAGAAAGCGGUAAUAACGACUGUCAUUUAGACGAUGGGUGGUACGUUAAUGUUCCGAGUGAAAUCAAAAGUGACUAUAUUUGUGGUGAAGAAAGUGAUGGUGAUGAUGAGGAAGUAACACUAUCAGAAGUCGAUGAAUUAGAAGAUCUAGAAGACGAUGAAUCCGAAACUAUGAUGAUGACUACGAAGAAGAUGAAGAAGACGAUGAAGGAGACGAUAAUGAACAUGAACAUGAUGACGCUGAAGACGACUUAUUUGAAGUAA